AUGCUUCACGCGCUUGUGCUCAUCGGCGUUGCGGCCGUGGAGGCGCACCAAACCCGCCCGGCGUUUCGCGCUGGCGUCGCCGCCGGGCAUCGCGCACUGCGACUUCGCGGAGGCUCGUUUGAGGAUGACGCUCGCCUCUCGUGGAACAUGCUGCAGGCAGCGGCGCUGGGCUCUCUCAUCGGCGUUGAGCGGAUUCUGGCCGGUCGACCCGCCGGGAUGAGGACGAUGAGCCUCGUAGCGAUGGGCGCCGCUCUCUUCACUGGCGUGGGGAAGUCGACGUGGGCUGACGGUGGCGCGCGUGCCGCCGCGCAGAUCGCCAGCGGCGUCGGCUUCUUGGGAGCGGGCGUAAUCCGUGCGCGAGACGACGCAGAGACGCACAGUCGCAGGGGUGGGCCACGCGACUACAUUAAGGGGCUGACCACCGCUAGUGCCAUCUGGCUCUCGGCAGGGGUGGGUGUGGCGUGCGGCAGUGGGCACGGCCUCGCGGCAGCAGCGGCGACGUUACUCACGAUACUGAUAAUGGCCUCGCACCGCCUGUGCAUGGACCUCGAAGAGUACUGUCGCGGCUGA
This is a messenger RNA of Emiliania huxleyi CCMP1516, 570 nucleotides long. RefSeq lists its product as hypothetical. The coding region runs from base 1 to 570 and encodes 189 amino acids. Gene Ontology annotation, cellular component: membrane. The transcript has 2 exons. Lineage: Eukaryota; Haptophyta; Isochrysidales; Noelaerhabdaceae. The record is from RefSeq and is a predicted model, not a curated record.